Somion occarium is the source of this 1634-nucleotide messenger RNA. The record is from the annotation of a GenBank genome assembly. NCBI's taxonomy places the organism in Eukaryota, Fungi, Basidiomycota, Agaricomycetes, Polyporales, Cerrenaceae.
GUGCGUGCAAACACACAAGUUUGCACAAUAUGCGGUGACAUAAUUCAAACAUUUUGUUGGCAUCAUCGGCGUCAUCCCUGUUCGCCUAAGGAUGAUACUUUCCACAUGUCAGGCUUUUCAACUCCGUGGUAUUACGAGGAGACCAUGACCUAGUUACGCAGCAGGCGUAAACAAAAUCCAAGAUCGCCCCGGAAGGACGGCUACGGAUUCGAGAUAUUGUGCUGCAAGAGUAUAUUGUUGGUGUAGGAGUCGCCAAGAAAGACAUGAAAGUGCAAUAUUAGGAGUCUAGAUAGACGGAUACAUAUAAGCAUGCAUUGCUGUUCUCCGAAUGAAGGAAAGGUCACCCACCCUCAAAAUCGCAGGAACUCCGUUCUUCAAGAGUUGAACAUUGAUCAGUACAAUAUAUACCCUUGAACUGCGAUCAUCGUCAAUGCAGAAGACGUCGGUCUGCGGCCCUACGUGCACGGAACGCAUCCUUAACGACCUAGUAACUAAUGUAGUGCCAGCCUCAGCGGUGAAAAAUAAUGACGGCCGGAGGGUUUCCAUGCUAGGAUGGGCAAAGUCGAGAACACUAUUAAUUUGGUCCUAUUUGCUUGAAUUCCUAAAACGGCAAGUCUCCUUCAUAACUUUUAUUUUGCGAAGGUUACCUUCCUCUGCCUCCCGCAGCAUGCAAGCCCUACGCAAACUAUCCUUCAUCCGUACAUUCUUCCAACGCGCCAAGAAAACAUCACCCUCCCUAUCCCGCCAAGGUGUAUCCGCACAAUCUCUAAACGACCUCACACCAUUUUAUGAACGCAACCUUCCUUGGUGGUCUCGUUAUACCUACACUUUGGUAGGCCUCAAUGUCAUCAUAUCCGUGAGCGCAUUUGAGCUUACGCUCAGACACUGGACACAACUCGAAGACCCCUCUUCUCCUACCGAAGACUCAAAGUCAACCUCGGAGUCAGCUCCAACUGCAGAAAACGAACAAUCACAACAACCACGUUAUGUGUUGAGACCUCUCUGGCACCGGCUUCCAUUCGCAUGUGGUCACCUAGCAGUCGGGUUCUUCAUAGCGAAUAUGCUUCUAACCACUCGCUCGCGUCUCGUACGACGUAUCUAUGUCAUUCCUCCAAAGAUCCCUCAAGAUACCCCACUCCCAGAGGCCGUACGAACCGUCAAGACCAACUUUAGAAAUGCGCCCUCUUCCUCUUCCACCAAAACAUCUCCCGCCACGAGCCCGCCAGCAAAGUCCCUCCUCGUCAUCCAAUCAGCCAAACACAUCUCCUCGCAAGGCCGAGUCGUCCCCUUGAACGCUUGCAGUAUCGUUGGCGGCAAGGAAAACGACGCUGUGAGGAUAAAAGUGCCCGGUAUACGAGGGAUGUUUUAUGUUGGGUUGGACAGCGCGAAGAUUGAGGGCGAGAGUAAGGGAAUGAAGGAUGUUGGGGAUGCGAUGUAUGGGUUGUUUGGGAGGAGAUUUAGACGGGUGCUUGACCCGGACGUAAGGGAUCUCAAAGCACUGAACGCUUAGGAUUCAUUUGUGGUUUUGCACACUAAUAUGUACUGCCGCUGCGAUGUUGGUUGUCGAGGGCUUGAUCUAAUCUAGUUGUGUUGAAUAGAAUUGCUUUCGAAGAUUUUAAAGUCCUUGUCUCGCC